Messenger RNA from Agrilus planipennis (emerald ash borer), 1999 nucleotides. RefSeq names its product intraflagellar transport protein 81 homolog. Lineage: Eukaryota; Metazoa; Arthropoda; Insecta; Coleoptera; Buprestidae. The transcript has 8 exons. Gene Ontology annotation, cellular component: intraciliary transport particle B; centrosome; cilium. The coding region runs from base 80 to 1993 and encodes 637 amino acids. The record is from RefSeq and is a predicted model, not a curated record. Gene Ontology annotation, biological process: cilium assembly; intraciliary transport. Gene Ontology annotation, molecular function: tubulin binding.
UAAGAAAUGCAACUGAAUCAAAACAUUUCUACAAGUUUAGUCUAACACAACCGUUAGACGAGCUUUACAUAAUUUUAACAUGAACGAAGAAUUAAAAUUAGUUAUAAAUAAGUUAAAUACUUUACUGGCAACCGACUUAAACAUAAUUUCGAUUAAUUCCUUAUCGGAUACUGAACUACUACAACUUGUAAUUAAAGUUUUGCAUCAUCUUGGAAUCUGCUCAUUGGUCGGUGCUGAAGAAAAUAAAGAACUAACAGUUUUCGUUAUAUUGGAAUCAUUACGAAAAAUUAAAUAUGUCCCACCGUCUGAAAUAUCUCCCGAAUUGUUUAGAGAUGGACUACUUAAUGGCAAUUUUAAAAUUAUUAUACAACUUUUAUUUUGGUUAUUACAAAAUGAAACUGAAAUAGGCAAAAGAGCCUAUUUGUCAAAAUAUGUCGAAAAAAUUGACAUUCCCCUGGAAACAUUGAGUGACGCGAAUGUUCAAGAAAUAUACCAACAGUAUGAGUCUAAAAUUGAAGAAUUUUGGAAGACGUACAGUUUGUAUAAGCGAGAGAAAAAGAACGAAGAAGAAACUGUAGAACUGAAAAAAGAUAUAGAAAGAAUGGAUUUUGAUCUCCAAAAAUUAAUCCAACGAACCAAUAGCCAAAAAGAGAAAGUGGAGAGUAUGGCAGAUCGAGAUAUGUUGCUAACACUUGCUAAGGCUUACACAAAAGAAACAAUGGAAGAGAAAAAAUUACAAGAGCAGCUUAUGACUCAACAAACGUCGCUAAACCAAAUUGAAAAUCAAAUUAAAAUUUUAAAUGAAUCUAUAUCGAAAAGAAAAAUAUCAGAACCUAUUAGAAACAAACCUUUGGAAUAUUUAGAAAGUGAUUUUCAAACUAACAAACUUCUCGCAGAAGAAGAACUACCAAAAGAAUAUGAGAAGCUCAAUUUGGAAUUGGGUUUAUUAGAAACUGUGUUGAAUGAACCAGAGCCGAUAGAAGCUGAACUUGAAAUGCUCAGUGAAGAGGUAGAAAAACUGCAACUACAAAUACAAAGCCUCUCAGAACAAAAGUUGUCUUUGGUGCAUUCAAACAACGAUAUUCUUCGUCCAUAUCAAAACCAAGCAACUGCGAUAGAAAAUAAGAAGCAGCAACUGACAAAAACAGUCAUAGAAAAAAAAGAAUACUUAAAUAAACUGAACAAAACUCUGACCGAGAAACAAGACAAAUUAGUUUCGUAUGUUGGAGGGCCGGUGCUGCAUGGAGAUGAACUGCGAAGUUACGUAUCAAAAUUACGUGAACUAAGCGUGACUUACAAAGAGAAAAAAACCCAACUUCAGGGUCUUUUUAAUGAGCUUGGUAUUGUCAGCCGCACUUAUGAGAUUCUCAAUGUGAUCGAUCCCAAUAUUCAAAAAAUAGUUAAAGAAAAAGAAGAACAAGAUAAAAGUGCUGAAGACACAGCUGUUCCUGCGGAAGACGAACAUAAGCUUAAAACGGCGGUUUUUCAGUUAGCUCAAGAAGCGGAUAGAAAGCAAGCGGAAGCCAAACAAAUUAAGGAGGAACUUGCCAAUUUAAAACAAGAAAUUCAAACAGUAAAUGAAAAAUACCAGAAUGCCAAAGAGAAUUUCCAACGAAUAACAGGUUACGCGGUAGACGAAUUAGAAAAAUUACGCAAAGAAAACGAUGAUUUUGAAGAAGAGAUACGAAAAUUAGAAGAAAAGUGGAAACUCUUACGGAGAGAAAUAGAUAGAAAAGAAGAGCUUUUGCUUCGGUUAAGUGAAGAUAUGAUUAACUCUGCUGAUGAUGAUAAUGUUGAUGGUGAUGGAAAGAAGGAACCUACUCAACUGGAAAAACUGGAAAAUAAACUUCACGAAAAGGAGAAACAAAAAAGAGAAUUAGCUCUUAAAAAGCAAGCGCUUCAUAACAAAAAGGACCAAGUUCACGAGCAAAUGGAAAUAAUUAACGGCAUUGUCCACAUAUUAAAUUGUAAACAAAAAUUGUUAAAUCAAUAAAAUGUA